CUCUCUAGAUGUGUUGAAAAGGGCCAAAAGUUCUCCGGGAUGAAGAGUCAUGAUUGUCAUGUCUUUAUGCAAAGACUACUUCCCUUUGCAUUUGCGGAGCUACUUCCCACAAAAGUACAUGAAGCACUUGCAGCCAUUGGAGCAUUUUUCAGGGACUUGAGCACUCGCACUCUUAAAGAGGAUGUCGUAGAACAACUUCACGAGAACAUUCCGAUCUUAUUGUGCAACUUGGAGAUGAUAUUUCCUCCCUCAUUAUUUGACGUCAUGGAGCAUUUAGCUGUCCACCUCCCGUAUGAGGCAUUGCUUCGAGGACCAGUACAUUAUGGAUGGAUGUAUCAGUAUGAGCGGGCCAUGAAAUAUUUGAAGGGAAAGGCAAAAAACCUCGCAAAGGUUGAAGGUUCUAUAAUUGCUGGAAGUUUGACGGAAGAAACAUCUCACUUCACAUCGUACUACUUUGCACCUAAUGUACGGACCCGACAAAGAGCUCCAAGAAGAUAUGAUGAUGGUGGUGUUGCCCCAACAUAUGCAGUUGCUGGUGUUCCGGAUAUCUUUAGCCAGAUUGGGCGAAUGGGUGGGAAAACGAAAGAGGUUUGGUGGUCGAGUGAUGAAGACGCCCAUAGUGCACACACUUACAUUCUACUUAAUUGUGAGGAUCCAUUUAUGCGCUAUUUUGAAAGCCUAUUUGUUAGUCAAGUCCAAGAAGCUAUCCCAGGCAUAUCCACAAGUGAGGUAGAUAAAAGGAAAGAUCGACACUUUAUUAAAUGGUUGAAGAGUCAGGUUGAAUAUGAGGAUCCAGAUUAUCCCAUAUGGUUUCACGAAUUAGUUCAGGGUCCACUUGCAAAGGUCACCACAUCACCAAUGUAUUUCUCACGAGGCUUUACUUUUCAUACGUACGAGUAUGGUAAACACCGGGCGACCAGCAAUUAUGGAAUUUGUGUGAAAGGCGAAACCGAUUUCUACGGGAUCUUGCAGGAGAUUAUUGAAGUGGAAUUCCCUGGGUUAUUGAAGCUGAAAUGCGUCAUAUUCAAAUGUGACUGGUUCGACCCCGUGGUCAACAGAGGUGUUCGAUUUAACAAAUUCGGUGUAGUUGCUGUCAAUGGUGGAAGGAGGUACAACAAAUUCGAGCCUUUCAUAUUAGCUUCGCAAGCAGACCAAGUUAGCUUCCUACCAUACCCGAGGUUGCGAGAAUCUGGAAUAAGUUGGUUAGCUGUUAUCAAAGUUACACCCCGUGGACGAAUAAUCGGUGGAGAAGAACCACCUUUGCAAGAAGAACACAUCAAUGAAGUCGAAGAACCUGAACAACAAAUGGAAGACAUCCUACUCAUUGAUCCGCAUAAUCAUGAGUAUGAAGAUCUUCCCGACGAUACCACUGACGAUGCUGUUGAGGACGAGUUUAAUGAAAGUGAUGAUGUUUCUAGUGUUGAAGAGAAUGAUGAUGUAUCUGAAUGAUGAUGUAAUUUUUAAAAAAUAUUAUUUAUUUUCAGACUUGAUUAAUGCA
Messenger RNA from Raphanus sativus (radish), 1498 nucleotides. RefSeq lists its product as uncharacterized. Lineage: Eukaryota; Viridiplantae; Streptophyta; Magnoliopsida; Brassicales; Brassicaceae. The record is from RefSeq and is a predicted model, not a curated record. The transcript is spliced from 4 exons. The coding region runs from base 40 to 1449 and encodes 469 amino acids.